Myotis davidii is the source of this 1843-nucleotide messenger RNA. RefSeq names its product malic enzyme 2, NAD(+)-dependent, mitochondrial (gene ME2). Gene Ontology annotation, biological process: pyruvate metabolic process; malate metabolic process. The record is from RefSeq and is a predicted model, not a curated record. Gene Ontology annotation, molecular function: malate dehydrogenase (decarboxylating) (NADP+) activity; NAD binding; malate dehydrogenase (decarboxylating) (NAD+) activity. Gene Ontology annotation, cellular component: mitochondrion. Lineage: Eukaryota; Metazoa; Chordata; Mammalia; Chiroptera; Vespertilionidae. The transcript is spliced from 15 exons. The coding region runs from base 13 to 1767 and encodes 584 amino acids.
GUGAAAGAAAAGAUGUUGUCCCGGCUAAGAGUAGUUGCCACUCCUUGUUCUCUGGCAUGCCGGCGUGUACACACAAAAGAGAAGGGCAAGCCCCUCAUGCUGAACCCAAGAACAAACAAGGGGAUGGCAUUUACAUUACGAGAACGACAAAUGCUUGGUCUUCAAGGACUUCUACCUCCCAAAAUAGAGACACAAGAUAUUCAAGCCUUACGAUUCCAUAGAAAUGUGAAAAAAUUAAAUUGCCCUUUGGAAAAAUACAUCUAUAUAAUGGGAAUACAAGAAAGAAAUGAAAAGUUGUUUUAUAGAAUACUGCAAGAUGAUAUCGAAAAUCUGUUGCCAAUUGUAUAUACACCAACAGUUGGUCUUGCCUGCUCCCAAUAUGGACACAUCUUUAGAAGACCUAAGGGAUUAUUUAUUUCAAUCUCAGACAGAGGUCAUGUUAGAUCAAUUGUGGAUAACUGGCCAGAAAAUCAUGUUAAGGCUGUUGUGGUGACUGAUGGCGAGAGAAUUCUGGGUCUUGGCGAUCUGGGCGUCUAUGGAAUGGGAAUUCCAGUAGGAAAACUUUGCUUGUAUACAGCUUGUGCAGGGAUACGGCCUGACAAGUGCCUGCCUGUGUGCAUUGAUGUAGGAACUGAUAACCCAGCACUGUUAAAAGAUCCAUUUUACAUGGGCUUAUAUCAGAAACGAGACCGAUCACAACGUUAUGAUGAUCUAAUUGAUGAGUUUAUGAAGGCCAUUACUGACAGGUAUGGACGGAACACACUUAUUCAGUUUGAAGACUUUGGAAAUCAUAAUGCAUUCAGGUUCUUGAGAAAAUAUCGAGAAAAAUACUGUACCUUCAAUGAUGAUAUUCAAGGGACAGCUUCAGUAGCUCUCGCAGGUCUUCUUGGAGCACAAAAAGUUGUUGGUAAAUCACUCUCAGAACACAAAAUCUUAUUUCUUGGAGCAGGAGAGGCUGCUCUUGGAAUUGCAAAUCUUAUAGUUAUGGCUAUGGUAGAAAGUGGCCUCCCAGAAGAAGAGGCACAAAAGAAAAUUUGGAUGGUUGACAAGUUUGGUUUAUUAUAUAAGGGGCGGGAAGCUAAAAUAGACAGUCAUCAGGAAUCAUUUGCUCACUCAGCCCCAGAGAGCAUACCUGGUACUUUUGAAGAUGCAGUAAAGAUACUUAAGCCUUCAGCUAUAAUUGGAGUUGCAGGAGCUGGCCGACUUUUCACUCCUGGUGUAAUCAAAACCAUGGCUGAUAUCAACGAAAGGCCUAUAAUCUUUGCAUUAAGUAAUCCUACAGCAAUGGCUGAGUGUACAGCUGAAGAAGCAUAUACACUUACAGAGGGAAGGUGUUUGUUUGCCAGUGGCAGUCCAUUCGAGCCGGUGAAACUAAGUGAUGGGCGAGUGUUCACGCCAGGCCAAGGCAACAAUGCAUAUAUUUUCCCAGGAGUGGCUUUAGCUGUUAUUCUCUGUCACACCCGGCAUAUUAGUGACCAUGUUUUCCUAGAAGCUGCAAAGGCACUGACAAGUCAGUUGACGGAUAAAGAGCUAGCUCAAGGGAGACUUUAUCCCCCUUUUUCCAAUAUUCAGGAAGUUUCCAUUAACAUUGCUAUUAAAGUUACAGAAUACCUGUAUGCUAAUAAAAUGGCUUUCCGGUACCCAGAACCUGAGGACAAGGCCAAGUAUGUUAGAGAAAGAAUAUGGCGAAGUGAAUAUGACUCCAUGCUGCCAGAUAUGUAUGAAUGGCCAGAAUCUGGACAAAGCCCUCCUGUGCUACCAGAAUAGAAGCGCCCACAAAUAAAUAUUGUCCGUGCUUCAGGGAACCCCUCUUUUCAGACAAAAUAUAAUGUUCUCAAAUUUA